Molecule: messenger RNA, 2418 nt
Organism: Hipposideros armiger (great roundleaf bat)
Lineage: Eukaryota; Metazoa; Chordata; Mammalia; Chiroptera; Hipposideridae
Gene: GPRIN3
Product: GPRIN family member 3
Exons: 1
Coding region: 1-1554 (517 amino acids)
Biological process (GO): neuron projection development
Cellular component (GO): plasma membrane
Source: RefSeq, a predicted model, not a curated record
AUGAAGGAAUNGCCUCCGCCAGCCCUGCUGUGUAAGAACACCAAUGGCCUUUCAGAACCAGACCUCAGCCCCAGGGCAGCUGCCGGGCCCCUGAUACAGGCCUGUGAGCAUGAAACCACCCAGCCAGGCAUGUCUUCUCCUGGCAUCUUCAAUGAGGUAGAGGAACCGUCUCCCACACUCAACUUUUCUGGCAAAACCCAGCUGCCAGGAAGCAGCAAGCCCACAGCACCAGCCCUGUGCUCUGCAGCAGGAAAGGAUAGUAUACACACAGCAUUUACAAUGCCAGCCAGUCAACACACCCACCAGGCCAUCUCAGGGGACCAGCCCAAUGCCAGCCCCUCAUCAGAACCUGAAGAGAUCCUGGUGACAUCACAGAUAUCCUCAGAUGGAGGGCAACCUGAGACAUCAAGUUGUCCUGUGGGAGGCACUUGGAGCAGCAGCAAAGAUCAAGUGCCCUCUGAUCUUCCUUCUCAAGAAACAACCCAGGGAAUGGUGCAAACUGCAAAUACAGCAACCAGGGUGUCCAGUCAUGCCUCCUCUCCUGUAAUAGGGCCUAAAAGGGAAAGGCAGGGAGACGUUUGCGACUCUCAGGAGAGAUCCUGUGAAUCUUCAGCAAGAGAAGACGGAUGUUCAGGGAACAAACAGCCCCCUGUCCCCACCUCGAACACCCAGGCCGUGACUUCUGUGACAUCUCAAGCAUCCCACCUCACCAGCAAAGGUUCGACGUCUCCUCCAGAUCCAGAAAAGGCGCUGCUACCAGCAGAGCAUCAGGUGUCAAGGUUCAAAGAAGCAAGUACAAUGACCAAUCAAGCUGAAAACGAGAUCAAGGAAGUUCCCAACAGGGCACAGCAAGAUGCUGAGGUGCAGGCCGUGGUGAGUGUCCAGAGCAGAUCAGUUUCUACCAGCCCCAGCAUCCUCACUGCAUUCUUGAAGGAAACCCCUGCUCCUAAGCGUUUUGAACAACAAGAGCAGCUGCGUGUCAUUUGCCAUGGCAGCGGGAGCCACACGUUGGAGCUGUCAGACAACACCCUAGCCCCUCAGGAGUUGAGGCAGUGCCCUGGCAUCAUGCCAGAGGUGCACAUCCGGGCACCUGCAGCUGUUUCUGCAGCUUUCCAAGGGGAUAAAUCAGUGAGCCUACCAGGUGAGGUCCUCAAAACCUCAUUAAUCAAUGCGGCACCUAGUAAUGCUCAGGAUAAAGGUAAAGAAGAUGGAAGGUCGGCAGGAAUGACCCCUGUGAGGGCGGAGCAUACCUCUAAACAGCUUUCUGGUACUAAUUCUAGCUCCCUGAAAGCUAGUCCCACUGACCAGAUUUCUAUCAGUGUAGGAAGACAGGAUGAAACAAGUCAUGGAUUGGGGAAAUUUGAAACCAAGCCAUCUGAGCUUGCAGGGAAAACCACAAAUGGCCACCAAAUAGACCCAGAUGGCAAACUCACCGACUCCUGUGGCCCUGUCAGCAAAGCUGACCAGCCCGGGAGCUUGGAUUCCUCUAAUAAAAGAGAUGCAAGAGAAAUGAAGCCUGCGUCUUCUCAGAUCNUUCUAAAAGGAAAUUAUUAGCAAUCAAAAAGCCUGACCUGGUUCCUGAAACCUAAUAUGACUUGCCCCAAUUCCUUGACACUAAAACUGAUGUUGACUGGGUAUUAGGUUGAAGAUAUGAAUGGAAAUACUAGAAUUGGCCAUUAAUGGAGAAUUAUGUGUGACAAAGUGCAAAUAUAACCUCAGUAGAAAAUUAAUACCUUUUACUACAUAUCCAUGUUUUAGAGCCUAAAUGUGCCAUCUUUAUAUCUUAGAUAAAAAAUAAUGGUUAACCAACCAUAAGAAUACUGCAAUUACAACUAUAGCUGUCUGUGUUUUUUAACUACUAAAAACAUACUUGUUUAUAAGAGCAGCAUAUCUGAAAUCUUGAUGUUUGUCAAUAUUUACUGUUGCUUACAAAAUACAUUUAUGUAAUUAUUUUGGAAAUUGUGUAGUAACUUAAGUGUCACCCAGAAAAAGUAUAGCUGUCAAUGUGAGAAUCAUCUGUAUUUGUAAAUACUCAGCUGAGAAAGAUCAAAAGUAUAGCGUAAGGUUAAGUCACUGAAAAAAUAGUAAUAUCAAAAUGAAAUUCCAUCGAUGAAUGUAUCAAUAUUAGAAUCUCAAGUUAUGUUUUUUUACGUAAUGUCUAUAUACAAAUGUCAUAAAAUAGUUUAUUCUAGAAAGUCCCUAUCCUCCUGAAAUUGACCUACCAAUUAAAUUUCAUUUCCUAGAAAAAAGAUGAAAUGCUAUGAUUUAUAUAAGAUAGAUUAAGACUUUGGGAUUACAUACAUGUCAACUUUCAUUUUGGACUUGAUUUUUGAAUGGAUGAAUGAAUGAAAUUCAACUGAUGACUUAGUUUUACCAUCAAGAAAAUUUCAAAUAUGAUUUUUUUGCAAUUCGUUUUCC